ACAUUUCUGCAAUCUUUAUGUUCUUGAGCUGCUAUUAGUUCGUCAAAUAUAUAUUAUGAUCCCUCUUUGAGACACCGAGAGCUAGGGUUUCUACAAAAAUUUGAAUUAAUAAAAUUUCAUCAAAAAUGGCAAAAAUAAACAUUUUAUGGUUUAUUUUGUGCAUUUUGAGCUUACAAAUUAUUGAUACGCAAGUAGCUCAAGCAAAUCAUAGAGAUUGUAUUGCGGAUUGCAAUCAACAAUGCGAAAAUAAAAGAAAGCCAUUUCUAUGCCAGCUCUUUUGUCCACCGUAUUGCGCAAAUGACCUUAAGCAUGCAGUGCUUUCAAAAUCUCUAGUCACUCAAGGUAAACAUCAUCCACCUUCGAGUCCUCAUCGCCGCCAUCGCAGUCAUCACCGCCAUCAUCACCGCAGCCGUCCGAGUCAUCAACCUAAUUUUGCGAGCAGUACCGAUUCAGUUUCUAGCUUUGACUCCAUUCCUAAUUUUAAUCCCGACCCUAAUACUGAUAUUAAUAUAAACACUGAUGCUGAUCUACCUUUACAAUUUUAAUCUUUUUUUUAUGACAAUUUAAAUCGAAGCCAUCCAUAAUAAGGCAAAUGCUGAAAUUAAUAUUUCCUUAUUGCUUUACAGCUAUAUAAUUUGUAGCAUUUUAGUGUUUUGUUUAGUUUUUUAAUGUGUACAAAUUAAACUAAUUUAUAUUACACUUGAAAUUCCCAUCAA
Mercurialis annua (annual mercury) is the source of this 716-nucleotide messenger RNA. RefSeq lists its product as uncharacterized. The transcript has 2 exons. Lineage: Eukaryota; Viridiplantae; Streptophyta; Magnoliopsida; Malpighiales; Euphorbiaceae. The record is from RefSeq and is a predicted model, not a curated record. The coding region runs from base 126 to 545 and encodes 139 amino acids.